UGUGUGCCCCGAAGAGGAAGUGCUGCCAGCGACGGUCGAAUCUCGUUGUACAGGGUGAAGAAAAAGUUAUCGCGAGUGAGUGCGGUGCAGUGUGUGUGUGAGGAGUGAAAAGGGGUCGAGUGAAGUGAGGGGUGAUUUGAUGAGAAAGGGCAAUGUUGCCAGCAGCACCUGUCAGUUGAGCAGCCUAGCGCCGCGCGCCAAAUGUUGUCGGUUGUGCUCGGUGCGACCACGAUAACAAUGAACAGAGGCGAGCAGGAGAAUCUCUUUCGGCAGUCACGAAACCUCCGGCUGCAGCAGGAAGAGAAACAGCAGCUGCACACACACCAACAUCAACAACAACAACAGAACCAAUACCAACAACUGAGGCUGGACAAACCGCGGCACUUUUCGUAUGGUAACAUCCACCAGGUCAGCAAUCUUCAUAUGCAAUCGCUAAACUCACGAUCGUUCGGGGAUGAUCGUCGCGGGAGCCAGUUUGGGGGCGUGGCCUGCGAUGACCUGGUACUGUCGGUGCUCAAAUCUCCGCUCAAGGAGACCCAGGCGCUGCUCGGCAGCAGUAACCUCCUCGUGGGAGGUCAACUCUCGGCGACGACCAUGUCGGCCAGUCCCAGCGCCGGAAGUAAUGGCCUCGGAACGGGUGGGGCUAACACGACGGCCCCGACGCAAACCCCGAGUCCGUGCGGACCCGGCUACCGCGCCCUCCAAGCUUCCGAGGAUGACCUGGUGGAUGACGUGGAGUCGGCCAUCGAAACGACCGAGCUGAACCACCCCGGACGGAGUGGUGGUGGGGGCCACUCGCCCGAAACGUCUUCCUCGCCCGGUCCGCUCAAUUUUCUGCGGCGCUUCCGUACGGGGAAGACGGGCCGGUUCGAGCCGCACCACCGGCGAGUUCCGACGCCGUUGCGACGCAAGAACCGAAACCGGUCCCGGUCUCGCUCGAACGCGGACAUCCUGGACGGCGUGUCGACCGGCAGGAUGGACGUGGAUUGUGGGGACGACGACGACGACGACGAUGACCUGGUGGGUGCGUCGGGGACCGGAAUGGUCACGAACGGACCCAGCGAUCCGUCGGAUCCGUCGUCCGCGGGGCCGCAGAAGGUCGGCGUGCCCGAUCCGUACUAUCCCAUCGCACUGCCGAUCGACCAAGCGUUCAAAGCCAAAUACGUUUUCCACCAUCGCCGGGGCAAGACGGUGCAGGAGCGGUUCUACGUGUUCCUCGAGCAUCCGGUCGGGUGGCUGUGUUUUGUAUAUCAUUUUUCCGUGUUUAUGCUCGUGCUGGUGUGUCUGAUAUUUAGCGUACUGUCGACGAUAGACGAGUACAGUAAGUUCGCGAACGAGACCUUGUUCUGGAUGGAGAUCUGCCUGGUGGUGUUCUUCGGCGUGGAAUACCUGGUGCGGCUCUGGUCGGCCGGCUGCCGGUCCAAGUACAUGGGCUUCUGCGGCCGGUUGCGGUUCAUCCGCAAGCCGAUUUGUAUUAUAGAUUUAAUAGUAGUAGUAGCAUCGAUGGUUGUGCUGUCAGUUGGCUCAAAUGGACAGGUGUUCGCGACGAGCGCGAUCCGCGGCAUUCGGUUUCUGCAGAUCCUCCGGAUGCUGCACGUGGACCGGCAGGGCGGCACCUGGCGGCUCCUCGGGUCGGUUGUGUUCAUCCAUCGGCAGGAGCUGAUAACGACACUGUACAUCGGUUUCCUGGGGCUAAUAUUUAGCUCCUACUUUGUGUAUCUGGCGGAGAAGGACGUGACGGGGCCGGACGGGCGGCAGGACUUUGCCAGCUACGCCGACGCCCUGUGGUGGGGCGUCAUCACGGUCACGACGAUCGGCUACGGCGACACGGUGCCCCAGACGUGGAUGGGCAAGAUCGUGGCGUCCUGCUUCAGCGUGUUUGCAAUCUCGUUCUUCGCACUACCGGCGGGCAUCCUCGGGUCCGGUUUCGCGCUCAAGGUGCAGCAAAAGCAGCGCCAGAAGCACUUCAACCGCCAGAUCCCGGCCGCGGCCAUGCUGAUCCAGUGCCUCUGGCGCUGCUACGCCGCCGACAAGAGCUUCCACUCGGACGCGACCUGGCAGAUCUACGUCAAGUCGGACGACCAGAAUGCCAACAGCUCGAGCGCCGGCACCGCCCUCCCGGCGCAGCUGGGCAAAACCCUAAUGGUACAGGUGGCGCGGCGUGGGGCCUCGGUGCUCAAGCGGAGGAAAUCCCGGAACCGGAUGGACGCUCCGGGCGUGAACGCGCUCGGAACGCCGAUUACGGCGGCACCGGCGGACGCGCACCACCAUCUGUCCAAGAGCGAGUCGGACGGGGACGUGGUCUUCUACAUGGAGGAACCGAGGGCGGCGGGAACUCCAUCCCGGACGAGGCGGAACGACCCGAACCGGGGUGCAUUCGUCAGCCAGAACAGCUCGGUGACGGAGGCGCCCAGCGACGAGGUCGAGGCGGAACCGGAACCGGACGACGAACCGGAACCGGCCCGGGUCACACAACUCACCGAAGCGCACCGUAACGCGAUCCGGGCGAUCCGGAAGAUCAAGUACUUCGUAGCGCGGCGCAAGUUCCAGCAGGCCCGCAAACCGUACGACGUCCGGGACGUGAUCGAGCAGUACUCCCAGGGCCACCUCAACAUGAUGGUCCGCAUCAAGGAGCUCCAGCGGCGGUUGGACCAGACGCUGGGCAAGCCCGGCAGCUACCUGGCCGGGAUCGACCGGGUCGGCAACAUCAAGCCGAUGACGGUGGGCGCUCGGUUGUACCGCGUCGAGCAGCAACUAUCUGUGAUGGACAAGAAACUGGAUCAAUUAACGCACGCCAUCAACUCGAUGACGAUGCAGCAGAAGAUGAUAUUACCGGCGCCGAUGCCGAUGGUGGCGGCGGCGGCGCAGAUUCCGGUGUCGGCGGCCAUUCCACUCCCGGUCACGUCCCAGCAGCAGCAAUUAUUCCAAGCGCAGCAGCAGCUCGUCAGUUUGGGGUGCAUGUCCCCGUUGCAGUUACCGCCGGCGCCCUCGUUGGCCAGUUCGCCGACGCCCCGACGACGACCUCGACGCCGGCCAAAUGCCUCGAGGACGACGUGUAAUAUUGGGCGCUGGUCCUGGACCCCCGGGAGUACUAACGAGUUAGGCUAAACACCACGUGGAUGGUGGCGGAAGCUUGGGUGGGAUGGCAUUUGGCAUAUGAAGGCGAUUUGGAAAGAAUCUUUUACGAGAAAUUUAAUAGAUCGAUUGAAAAAUAAACUUCUAAAACCAUGAUUUUGAUAUCAAGUUCAUGCUAGAUUAUCCUUCUUUCUCUUGUUAUAAGGGUGAAACGUGAGUUCAAGGAUCUUCUAUUUUGUAACAUUUUAGUGAUGGAUUGCAUGUUACGUUCUCAAACAACUACGUAGUUGUACUCAGUUUCGAUGUAAAAAAGACAGAUUUUGUGUCGAAAAUAUCUAAUUUUAUACCAAAAAACUGAGUAAAAUUCUAUAUGCAUUGGAAGUGAAUUUUCCAGUUUCAUCAUCCCGAAUAUUUUACUUUUUUACUGUGCAAUCAUGGUAAUAUUACAUGGAAUCCUUUUUUCAACCUUUUUGAUACACAGCAAAUAAAAUA
This is a messenger RNA of Culex quinquefasciatus (southern house mosquito), 3567 nucleotides long. Its product is annotated as potassium voltage-gated channel subfamily KQT member 1. The record is from RefSeq and is a predicted model, not a curated record. Gene Ontology annotation, biological process: transmembrane transport; potassium ion transport. Gene Ontology annotation, cellular component: membrane. Bases 202 to 3108 code for a protein of 968 amino acids. The transcript is spliced from 9 exons. Lineage: Eukaryota; Metazoa; Arthropoda; Insecta; Diptera; Culicidae. Gene Ontology annotation, molecular function: voltage-gated potassium channel activity.